AUGGACGACGAAGAGGCUCCCCGGUCAUUCAACGGCAGCUUGGACAAAUUCAUCCAUUCCCCCGGUGCAACACCUAGUGCAUCGCCGGUCAAGUCGCUGAAACGCAAAAUCGGCAUCAAAGAGGAAGACGAAGACGCCGAAGAUGAGAAGAAGGUCCUGUUGGCGCCUGUGUCGCCCCGGAAGACUCGCUCGUCCAAGUCUCUGACGCAGUCGACUCUGGUAUCGAUGUCCAGGCCGUCCAGGCAAAGUACCCGGUCAGCUCCUCCACGAACAUCCAGGAAUGCCAGCAGUGACACCCCCAUAAAGGCGGAAGAUGAUGCAUCAACAGCGUCAGAAUCAUCCAGGGGACCUGUCUCUCGCCUCAGGGACUCUAUACCGGAGAACCUCAUCCUGUUGCUCAUCGGCGUCAACCCGGGCAUCAUGACCGGCCAGACAGGAUAUGCAUACGCUCACCCGUCGAACCUGUACUGGCGCCUCCUGCACUCUUCAGGGAUAACUACCUUCCGCCAUCCGCCGUCGGAUACAUACCGCAUGCCGGAGCUCUACUGUAUCGGCAACACAAACAUCGUGGUGCGUCCUACGCGCGAUGCAAGCCAGCUAUCAAAGGAGGAGAUGAACGCUGGAGUGCCCGUGCUGGAAGAGAAGAUUGCGCGGUUCCGGCCUGAGGCUGUCUGUCUUGUAGGAAAGGGCAUAUGGGAGGCUGUCUGGCGAGUGAAGCAUGGGCGGAAUAUCAAAAAGGAGGAGUUCAAGUACGGAUGGCAGGACGAAGAGGAGAAUAUGGGACGGGUUAGGCCAGUGGUUGGAGGCAGCAGUCGAGAUGCAUGGCCCGGUGCGAGGGUGUUUGUAGCCACAACCACCAGCGGGCUGGCAGCAUCGAUGAGUCUGGCUGAGAAGGAGGCUAUCUGGGCCGAGCUAGGGUCCUGGGUAAAGGCACGAAGAGCGGCUAGGGGGUUUGUUCUACCCACCAUGAGCCAGGCGUUAGGGACUUUGGAUAAUUAG
Messenger RNA from Trichophyton rubrum CBS 118892, 999 nucleotides. RefSeq lists its product as uncharacterized. The record is from RefSeq and is a predicted model, not a curated record. Gene Ontology annotation, molecular function: mismatch base pair DNA N-glycosylase activity. Gene Ontology annotation, biological process: base-excision repair, AP site formation. Bases 1 to 999 code for a protein of 332 amino acids. The transcript has a single exon. Lineage: Eukaryota; Fungi; Ascomycota; Eurotiomycetes; Onygenales; Arthrodermataceae.